GUUUUGUCUCGUGAAAAUACUGUUUGAAAUUAGUUGUAGUGAUCCUAUUUAGUUGUUUCUGGUGUUAAAUUACAUGUGUACCGCGAACUGUGCGUGUGAUCAGUUGAUUAGUGUUGCCCAAGGAAGUUUGUUUCCAAAGGUCGUACCUAUACAUGGUUACGAUACCAUAUAUUGAUAUUUUUGCAUUGAAAUACUUAUCCAGUGCUUUGUUUUACUAGUGAUCGAGUUACUUCAGAUUGUCAGUGAAAGAAGUUGAUGAGUGCCUAAAGUUAUCUGUGAUCAGCAGUGAAACAGUCGGUGUGCGAUGAUAUUAUGUAGAGAAGUUACGGACCACAACGCGCCAGAUUUUGUCAAGUGAAUACUGCUCGACCCCUGGCUAAACGAUGGCACACUACCCCCAACCCGCGUCCUUAGAAGCGGCGCUCCCGCUAACAACGCGACCAGACCUCCGCCUCCGUCAACAGUUGGGCGAACAACUGACGGCGCUGGUGCGUCGCGAGCCAGAGAUCACGAGCGACGUGUCCGCGCAGCUCAUAGACUCUAUGGUCGCCUGGCUCAAUGGCGGGAACUUUAAGGUGGCACAGAAUGCGCUCGAGGUGCUGACGGCGCUCGCUGAGCGUAUGGGACCGGAGUUCUCACACUACGUGCCCACUGUACUGCCGCAUAUUAUAGACAGACUAGCGGACACGAAGGAGGCGGUCCGGCACACCGCGCGGACGUGCGUGGCGUCGCUGGCGCGGUCGCGCGCGGUGCAGGCGCGGGCGCUGCUGGCGCGGCUGGCGCCCGCGCUGCAGCACAAGGCGCCCCACGCCCGGGAAGAGGCGCUGCGCUGCGUGCAGGCGCUGCUCGACCAUCACGGCGCCACAGAGCUACAGCUGAGGGCUGCGGUGCCGAACUUAGCGGCGCUGGUGGGCGACCCCAGCAGCGGAGUGCGGGAUGCCGCCAUGCAACUCCUCGUCGACGUGUACAGGCAUGUUGGUGAGAGAUUAAGACAAGACUUGAAGAAGAAAGAGUUACUGCCAGCACAGAAGUUUGCCUUGCUCGAACAGAAGUUCGACGAGGCGCGGGAAGCUGGACUCAUGUUGCCCACUGCGACAGGAGCGGAUGAGCCGGACUUUGUAUCCCGAACAGUCAAGCGAACCAUGACGAUACCCACGUCUGCUCGCUCCAGAGACGGAGACAGCUCCGGUGCUUCUACACCAGCCUGUGACGCCCCGAAGCGAUCCGUCGCCGGUUUGUAUAGCAUGCCGUCGGCGAACCGGAAGCCGCCGCCGCCGGCGAAAUUAACUAGCACGGGUAGUGUAUCAUCGGGCAUGAGCACACUAGCGGGCGGCGAGGCGGGCGCGGUCUCCAGCGAGGCGUUCGAGGCGGCCUUCCUGUCCGCAGCACCCGCCGCCGUGUACGGGCCUCGAGGCCUCGACGACCUGUGCCGCCACGCCGCCGCCCUGCUCGGCGACAGGGCUGCCGACUGGGAGAAGCGGGUCGAUGCUCUAAAGAAGAUACGUUCCCUUCUAACGGCGAACGCUCACCAGCAGUAUCCUACAGAAUUCGCUGCCCAUCUGAAGGACCUGUCCGUGCCUUUCCUAGUCGUCAUCAAGGAUCUGAGGAGUCAGGUGGUGCGAGAAGCCUGCAUAACGAUAGCUCACAUGGCUAAAGUUCUGCGCAACAAGAUAGACCAGUUCAGUUUAUACAUACUACAGGAGUUGAUCAACCUCAUACAGAAUGCUGCUAAGGUGGUGUCAUCAGCGGGCACAAUAUGUGUUCGCUACAUAGUGUCAUACGUACACUCACCGCGACUGCUCCCCGUUAUAGUCACCAAUCUUACUACUAACAAGUCUAAGGAAAUUAGAUCUACACUCAGCGAGGUGCUAGUACUAAUGCUAGAAAAAUGGCCGGCGACGACCAUAGAGAAACAACAGGCGGCCGUGCGCGACGCCAUCCGCCGCGCAUGCGUCGACGCCGACAGCACCUGUCGGACAUACGGCAGGAGAGCAUACGCAGCGUACAAACGCCACUUCCCGGACGACGCAGAGCAGCUGUUCGCCCGUCUCGACUCCGCAGCGCAGAAGCAGAUCGAGAGAGAACGCAAUAUUGGCAGCGUCGACAGCCUGCACCAUGUCGGCACAGAAAGGAGAGUUAUUACAAGUCCUAGAAGUCCAUCAGCCAGUGUUUCAGAUCGUUCUCCAGCCGGCGGUACGGCGCGAUCAGUGUCAGCCCUAGACGCGGCGGCGGCCCAGCGCGCCCGCGCCCGAGCCCUCUACUCGCACAUGAGUCGCAACAAGAUACCGCCUACAGCUAGUUUACCGAGAGCCAAGAGAUCCCCAGUGGCUUCUAGCGGCGUGCCUCCCAGUCCUGAGCGCAGUGUUGGACGGUCUAGAUCUAGACCUGGCGUGUCGCAGUCGCAACCUACAUCCAGAUCCUCGUCGCCGUCUUCUCGCAGCAGUGGUCCGAUGUCGUUAGCCAGCGCCAGGAGAAGACCGUCGGGUAUACCGCGGUCUUUAGCUGGAUCAAGGGAGACCAGCCCUACCAGGAGCGGUCGUUCAAGCAGUGUAGUGAGUUCUGGUGUUCGCAGACGAGAGUCCAUAGAGAGGACCGCACCUUCCCGUGCCCCUGCCGCCACCCUCAGGCUGCUGCAGCAGAGCAGAGACGCUGAGGCUAUGUUAAGGAGUCCUGAAGACAGUUCGGCUUGUGAAGGUGGGCGCGGGCGUGAUGACGACUCUGAGGCUUCCAGCGUCUGCUCAGAAAGAAGUCUGGACUCUUACCGAAGACACGAUAGCGUAUCGUGGUCGGGCUCCGGGUCGCGGCUGGGCUGGGAGUGCGGCUCGCCGCCGCCGCCGCCGCCCCCGGACGACAUCAUCGCGCUGUGUGCCUGCACACACUGGACUGAGAGGAAAGAUGGACUCACACAUUUGGCAAACUACCUAAACAGUGGCCGUCUCCUAACCGACGAACAACUCCGGCGUCUAACCGAACUCCUGAACAAGAUGUUCGUGGAUGCCCACACCAAGGUGUUCUCCCUGCUGCUGGACGCCGUCUGCGAGCUGCUGCUGGUGCACUGGCAGCAGCUGAAGGACUGGCUCUACCAGCUCAUGUUCCGAUUACUAAUGAAGCUAGGCACAGAUAUCCUCGGGUCGGUGCAGAGCAAGAUCAUGAAGACGCUUGACGUUAUACACGAGUGCUUCCCCGCUGAGUUGCAGCUGCAUAAUAUAUUCAGGUUCCUAGCAGACGGAGCGACAGCACCGACGCCUAAGACGAAAGUAGCGGCGCUGCGGUUCCUAGCGGAUCUCGCGCACGACUACUGCACGCCUAAUAGUUUGGCGUUAGCUUUACAUGGCGGCGCCACGGGCGUGGCGGGCCGAGCCCUGGUGAAGGUGUCGUCGCUGGCGAGCGACCCGCGCGCGGCCGACGUGCGCGUCACGGCUAGGCGAGCGCUCGCCUCGCUGUAUGACUGCAAUCCUGUGCCCUUCACGGCGCUAAUGAGCGAGUUACCCGCGGAGACGCAGGCGCUCGUCAACGGCGUGGUACAACAACAUGUCCGGAGAACUUCCAGCACAGGCUCGGACAGUCCUCUCCGCACAGUGAGUGGGGCGAGCAACGCGGCGGCGGAUGACGUUUACUCACGCAUACGACGAACCACUACUGAGAUACAUACUUACACGGCGCAGCAUAGCAAUGCGGACUGCGGUAACCACAUGUCGAGCAAAGACUCUGGUAUCAGUCAGAUGUCGGACGUCACGCUCUCCAACAAGGGACACAACGGAGUGCCCAAUGGACAUUACAAUGCUGAAGUGCUGAACCGCGCAGCGUCAGCCGACAGCUCUGAGGAGGCGAACAGUACGAAAGAGUCGUCGCCCGUGCCCGCUAACCAUAGGAUGGACUUCCAGCAACAUGGGGAGUUUAACUCGAGUCAACUGGGACGCGACAAGAUCAGACCGUACGAGACUGAUGAAAACGGAUAUAUUAUUACUAAAUCCGGUCUUCGAGAACCGGAAGUUUUAGAAGCACUAUGUAAACUGGACGUAUCAGCCGCCCCACCCGAGCAAUGGGAGCGAUUGCUGCUCGCCACACACGAGAUCCUCAAGUAUGGAGACUGCAGGAAACCGCUGGAGUACUUCAAGAACAUAGUACGAGUGGCGCUGGCGGCGUUAUCAAUAGAGGAGAAUGCCGGUGACAAGGAAAAUACUGAAAACGCCGGCAAUGCACAACAAACCUCGGGUUGGGGCACAGCAAACGAACGAGCAGCCGCCGAAGCAGUAAAAGUCCUGAUCUGGCUCUGCCGCCGCCCUGAGACCCGGUCCCAGUGGCAAGACUACUUCGACCUGAUCCUGCUGAAGCUCAUCCACGCCUACGAGAGCCUCAACAAGGAGCUCAUGCGGGCCGUCGAGGCCGGCAUGCCGCAUAUAGCCAACGCUCUGCCCGCUGUCCAGGUGCUAGCCCUGCUGAAGCCCGUGAUCCGCACCCGCGGCUACCCCACGUCGCUGUGCGCACUGAAGCUGGCCGCCGAAGUCGCCAAGGCACGGCCGCACGAGCUCACUGACGAUCUCGUGCAGAACCUCAUGGAGGGGAUUGGACAGUUAGCAGACCACCAAAACAGCGCAGUUCGCAAGGCGGCCGUGUUCUGCAUGGUGGCCUUCACGUUCGCGCUCGGCGAGGAACGCAUGCAGCCGCAUCUCAAGCAUCUGUCCGUCAGCAAGUACCGCCUCCUGCAGGUGUACAUAAGCAAGCAGCGCGAGGAGGGCGGACGCUCUGGCGGCGCGGCGCCCACGUAGCGCCGGCGGCCCCGCGCCCGCACGCGCACGCGCAGCACGCAGACACAGCAGCAGUAGCCACUAGCCACACCGCCGGACACUGUCACCACGGUGUAUGUAAGUACGGGGAAGCGUAGCUGUGACUACGUUGCUACGCGACUACGUAGUUAUGCAGACAUAAUAUGACAAUGUCAUACGUCAUGUCAUGUAACUACGCGGUUACGUAGCUGUGUAGAUAUUCGACUAUGUUGCUACGUGGUUAUUCUGACAAGUGACUACGCGGCUACGCAAGAUAUGUGACUACUUUACUUCGUAACAAUAUAGACCUGUGACUACGUUGCUACGCGGCUACGUAACUGUGUAGAUAUUCGACUAUGCUGCGACGCGGUUAUUCUAACAAAUGACUACGUAGCUAUGUUGCUAGUUCUGUAGACUUGUGUCUACAGAACUGCGUAGCUACGCAGCUACGUAGCUGUGCAGACGUGAGUCUACAUUGCUACGCGGCUAUAUAGGCUACGUGACUACGUGCACAAAGCUGCGUAGCUAUGCAGACUUGUGUUGACUGCAUAGCUACGCAGCUUUGCAGACAUGUGACUACAUUGCUACGUAGCCAUGUAGAUGUAACUAUAUUGCUACGCGGCCGCGUAUACAUGAAACUACAUAGCUUCGUGGCUACGUAGACAUUUGACUAAAUAGCUGUGAAGUGACUUGUUGCUACGUAGGUAUAUGCAUAGACAUCUGACUACGAAACUGCGUAGCUACGUGGUUAUUCUAACACGCUACAUUCUCAUCAUGAUAUAGAUAUAUACGUACCCACAUAGCCGCGUAGUCUAAAUAGUUACAUAGCUCCGUGAACAUGGGACUUCGUAAACACCGUGGUGAUAUAGAACUUCUCUUUAAUUGUGUGUAACGGUUAGUGUCAAUAGUUAUGUUAAUCUUUUUAACCAAAUAUUUUCAAUAGAAUAUAAUCACGCUAGAAGCAAAAUUUCUGUAAUUUCUUCCUUUAUUUUGGAACUAAAGACAUCAAAAUAUUAUCUAAAUAACUUUACUACUUACUACACGUUACACACAGUUAAAUCUAGUCCGAGGCGAAACAAGGCUAAAACAAUGCAGUUAUUUAAAGAAAUCUUCCAAUACAAACCCAUAGGUUUUCCACAGUGUUACAGAUAAUAUUCCCAGUGUGUAUGAAAAUAGAAUUUUUUGAAAAUUCCCUACAAUUUUGUAUUUUUUUUUUCAAAAUGAGCAAUGGGUUGGUUGGUACAGUAAAUUGUAUGUAUGGUUUAUAGUACUUGUAUUUAACUAUAAUUUAUUACACAUUCAUUAAUUUAAAUUGGCAAAAAAUAGGCCUAUACAUUUUCGAAAUUUUAACAACUGAUACUGACAAACGCAUUUAAAAACAAACAAGAAAUACAUUAGUUAAUACAAGUACUAAGAUCAAGAGUCAUCAAAAUUCCGUGUAACUCUUAACCGACUUCCCAAAGCAGAGGUUCUCAAUUCGGAUGUGUUUUUUUCUUAACAUCAUAAUAUUUUGAAAAGUGUACGCGUGAUAAAUCAAAGACUGGACUAAAGAGCGCGAAAGUGAUUUUGAACUGUAUAUUGAUAGUAAUAGGGGCGAGAUUUUAAUGUUUUUUUUGUAUCAUAUACUUAUUGUAUGUAAAACUUUGGUAUAAGUAUGUGUAGGACUGCCUAUGUAUGAAUUUUGGUUUGGCGAGGGCAAAAAGUAGUUAAAAAAUCUAUUAAAAAAACCUUAUUUUUUGUGAAGUAAAAUUCUUCAAAAAAUACUGGAGAGAAAGUAAUGUUUUUUAAAGAAUCUACUUUGUAAAAUAUGAGGUUUUUAAUGUGUAAUUUCCAAGUGAAUUGGGUAGGAUGGGAAUUCCCAUUGUACCCAGUUUUCCUGGGAUGGCACGAUAAGAUGAGAUGGUCAAAUUAUGGGAAAUAGAUCAUGUUAUUGAACUUAGCUUUCGCUUAAAGCUUUAUAUUAGUAUGUGUCAAAUCGACGAAUAGAAUUAUUGUAAUAUCAUGUGUAAGAAUGUUCCAAAACUAUUAUUGUUUAUGGUAGAAAAAUGUAUUAAUUAUCUAACCCGUUCAAUUUAUUGAUUGGUUCACCUUAUAAAUUGAUAAUUCAAUAGUCUUAAAGUACGUUUCCAAGUUACAUUUUUUCUUCUUUUCUUCUGGAAUUUUCCUAGUUCUUGAAAUAUCUAAAAUUUAAUAUCAAAAAGCACAUUUUCAACUAUAUUUGUCACGGUGUACCAAAUAAUAUGCUUUACCAAAGUGAGUGUGAAUCUCGCCCCUCUAGUAAGAUAGUCAGCCGUGUUGUUUAAAAAACAAACUUUCUCGUCGUUUGUACAGGCGUUUUGUAUAUGUGUGGAAAGCAUUUCAAUGUUGUUAAGAUGUGGUAAAAUGACCAUUUGUGUUUUUUUUUUUGGAAAUUCCCAUUUCACCCAGUUAAUGGGAAUGGGAAAAUUUAACAGUGAAGAAAGUGUUUAGUGGUCUGGUUGGGAUAAUAAUGUGUGCUGUGGUCAUUUUACUACAUUAAAAGUGCUGUCAAUAUUGGUAAUAAGGCUCUGCUAAAUGAUGUAAAGAUUUUCGGCUUGAAAUGUGUAAGAAUUAAGGUAUAGAGAAGGGUAUUAAUUUACAAGAUAGAAAUCAUUCCUAGGAACCAUUCCCCGUUCGGAAUAUUUUUUCCCAUACCAUGGAAUGGGAAUAGAAUUUAUUCCCAUCGUUCGAUCUACCCAUACUGAAAGUAUAAUCAUGUAUUUACUACAGUAAGGCUCAAGUUCACCGACAACGUAAAACACAACGUUUACUUUGAAAAUUGAAUGUAAAAAUCAUUAUAAACAGUUGUUUGUCAGAAAACUAAAGUUUUUGCUGUGGGUGAAGUUGGCCCUAAAUUGUUUUCCUGUCUGUUAUGAUGUGUGUGUGCCUUUUCGCUAAUUGUUGAAUUAUUUCAUGUGAAAAAAACAUAAUAAUCAUGAAUCAAAUUGUUUUGAUUUAAAAUCGUGAGUUUUACACUCCUGUUGAAAACUAUAUUAAGUUUUUGAUAUUCCUAUCGCCUGUUAUUCCUUACCAGUGACGGUAGUCAUUGUGUACGUCAUAUGGAGUGUCAUUAAUACACACUUCGCGUUACACCGUCUGAUAUUAACUUAGAGAUAUGCUUACUAAUAUCUCUUAAUUACAUUAAUUAUGACCUUUCCCUGUGUGGAACUUUCGAGAAAUAAGCAGUUCCCAAUUUAGCUAGACCCCGUUGCGCCUACCAAUUCAAAUUUUAUUUCAAUCUGGAAGAACUCAAUAGUAAAAAAACUAGAUUCCCAUUUAAUUGGAAUAUUUUCCAAGUUCAACCAGAUUAUUCCAAAGUGAUAUUUUUAGUAUCUGUAGGCCCAACAAUGAAUAAGUCUUCGAAAAAAUAAGACAGAAAAAUAUUUUUUCCCGAUCAAGUGACAAAAUAGUAUAACAGUCUGCCUUAAGUAGGAAUAAUGUUAAAAAGAAAUGUUAAAAACUAACUUAUCUUAAAACCCGACAAAUAGGAAAGAGUUAACAUUUGUUGGUAAUGAUAUUUUUUAUGAUAUAAAUAAAAAUAAAACGUGGAUUUUAAUCACUGUUCGAGUCACAUUUAAGUUUUGGUGUUGCAUCACCAAUUUUGGUAAUAAAAAUUAGACCUUUAUUUCCAAUUAAUAUCGCCAUUUUUUGAGAUUAAAAAGUGCUUAUGGACGACCCAAUUAGAAUUCCCAGUUAACCCAAUUCCUAUUAAUUGGGUGAUUGUAACCCAAUUCCCAUUGAUUGGGUCCUUCAGAAACACGACGAACGACUAACGACAUUUAACGACUAAACGCAGCGAUUUUUUUUUUGUUGUUAAUAACUGAUUUAAAAACGCAUAUAUCUGUGUACAUACGAACUUGAUAAGAUGGCAUUUGUGAAGAUGAGAAACUACAGUUAUUUCGUGCGAAAAAGACGUUUAGGGUGACCGGUAAUUUUAGUGGCCGAUACUCAUGUUUACAAACCACUUUCCCAGAGAAAGUUAUUUUUUAAUUCUCAUUAGUUUUAUCACAAUAACAUAAAGGCUGCUUCCAAUUUUGAACUUUGUUUGAUGAGAAUAAAAUAUAAGUUUCUCUGGAAAAGUAUGUUUGUCAUCAUGAGUAGAAUCCCGUGUUUUAAUAUCCGUCACUUUAUUACCAGUCAUGCUAUAUAGAAGGUUAUGAUUUCAAGAAGUUAUAUACAUACAUUUUGGUAAUUACAGGUGUCUUUUUCACACUAAUAUAACUGUGUUUAUCUGUAGUUUGGCUGCGAAAAAGACAUGAUUUUUGAGACUGGGAGGUUGUAUAAAAUGCUCUGAAUUACUGGUAUGUUAUGGUCCGUUAAGAAGCGGUUUUAACCGCAUUUUUGUUAACUGUCUUUACUUCCAAAGUUAGUAAUUGUUAACUCUUUAUUUUGUAUCGAAAUGUGGGCUUUUUGGUGAGGAAUAUUGGCAGUAACUUAUAUUUAAAAGUAUCUAGACAUGGUUAAAUAUUGUUGUCAGUAAUUUCAAAAAAUUAUUGCACAUUUUUUUUUCUACCAAAAUUUUGCCAACUUCUGGCAAUACUAACUCAGUGUUGCCAACACACCUCGCCAAAUUACCCCGCGAGAUUAACACGACAUAACUCACAAACUAUUUUAUAUUUAAAAAUUAAAAAACAAUUCAUCACUUUUUGUUUACAUAACGCUUGCAUAAUUUUAAGCGGUUAAUUUUUGAGUUUAAAAUUGCAAAAAUGGCUUGUACGUUACAAUUUGAUAUGUAAAAAUAUGUGAUUGAUUGUACAUGUAGUGAUUUAAAGGUACUUUUUGAAAUUGAACUGCCGACCGCACAUGCAGUGACUACAUGAAAACAAUUGAUAUCUUACAGCGACUGCACUUACUGCCGCUUCGAUACAAAACGGUUUCAUGUACAUACAGCUGCGGCCGACUUCAUGCAGUCGCGGCAUGUUCGGUCGGCAGUUGACAUUCAAAACGUGCUUUAAACAUUGUUGUCUUGUAAAAAUACUGGAGAUAUAAACUAAAUUGUGUCCGCCAUUUUUGUUAUAUUAAACUCGAGUUUUGUUUUGUAACGUAUAUUUAUCAUUUUGUAUACUUUUUCAUUGUAAUAUAUAUAUAUAUAUGUUAUGUACACUUGUAGCAUUUGCUGGUGUGGAGGUCAGGCAGUUUCGACGCCAAAUUCAGUGUUUUAAAAUAAUGUAUUGAAUCUCAAUUUAUUUCGACGCUUUAAAUGUUGUGUGUUUUUGAUAAUACCCUUUUUACUUUUACGUUCAUCUGUCACUUACGGCCAGUUUCUUUAUCAAAAGUUAAAGUUAAAGUAAUGUCUAAAGUAAAAGUAACGGUCAAAUAAGUUUUUUCAAGGCUAAAGUGACAGGAAAACUAAUAGAAAAAUUGAAUUUGACCGUUACUUUUACUUUAGACAUUACUUUGACUUUUACUUUGGCUUUAACUUUUGAUGAAGAAACUGGCUGUUAAUAGGUUAAAACCUAACUUUAAAACAAUUCAUUUCAAACAAUGGCUUUAGCCAAGAAGUUGAAAACUUGACUUUACCCAACUUUCAGAAAAAGAUGGUUACUGAUUUGACCACCAUAUGGUAGAAAAGUUUGAAUACUUGAUGUCCUUUUUAACCGACUUCCCAAAAAGGAGGAGGUUCUCAAUUCGGCUGGUAUAUAUUUUUUUUGACACACAGUAAUAGUUUAAUAGUCAUAUAAUUUGAUACAUGGAAGACCAUUCAUAUUUCUCUAUAGUCUUAAAGUAUAAAAGACAUUAUGAAAAAACACAGAAUCUUGCACAUGGCUUCACCACUAUAUGUUUUAAAACACUGAUGUCUGUUUGUUGCUGAUUGCGUACUAACAUGAGACGUGGUGCGUUUAACAUUGUCAUAUUUAUAAUAAAAUUGUAUUUUUUGCAAUUUUUUUGGUAUUUUCUCGGAAAUCCUAAGGUAAAUAGGUGGUGUUAGUAAUUUUCUUUGAACAUUUUUUCUUCAGAAAUUCUGUAACUUAACAUGGUAUUUUUUGUAUUUUCCGUCGCCAACAUCAUCUUAAAAAUUGAUUAUUUAAUAAUGUAGGGUUACCGAAUGUUUGCAGUUGACAGCUGUUAGUCUAAAAAAAAAAUUGGUGGACUAGGCAGAUGAUGAAAUCUACCAAAGUAUGGAAUUUGUGAAACGGUAAAUAUAAAUUAAAUCCAUGAGCUUUUUUAUGCUUGAAUAAUGUUAGUACCUACAAUUUUGUGACUAAUUUAUUAUUUAGUUUAACAUACUUUUAUCUGACAAUGUUACACGUAACAUGCUUGAGAGUUUCAUCAAAGAUGUUUACGACUUUAUAAAAUUACUGUGUUUUAGAAGGAUUUUUUUUUGUUUAUUUUAGCUGAAAAUUGGGUUGAAUAUUUGAACAUUUUUGAUGAAAAUUCGUCAUGUUGUAUGCAAAUGUAUUUAUGUAUAAGAAGUGCAUUUAAAAUAUAUAAUAAUGCUUGAGUACGAGUGACGCUGUGUCAAAAUGUCGUAAUUACUUACUGUAUUUAAAUUUAUAAUUAAUAAUUAUUGAUUAUUAAUGUACGAUAGUUAUGAAUAAAAAUGAUUUUUAAGCCUUUA
This is a messenger RNA of Helicoverpa zea (corn earworm), 11343 nucleotides long. RefSeq names its product CLIP-associating protein (gene chb). The record is from RefSeq and is a predicted model, not a curated record. The transcript is spliced from 37 exons. The coding region runs from base 384 to 4769 and encodes 1461 amino acids. Gene Ontology annotation, molecular function: microtubule binding. NCBI's taxonomy places the organism in Eukaryota, Metazoa, Arthropoda, Insecta, Lepidoptera, Noctuidae. Gene Ontology annotation, biological process: microtubule cytoskeleton organization. Gene Ontology annotation, cellular component: cytoplasmic microtubule.